Molecule: messenger RNA, 2783 nt
Organism: Boeremia exigua
Lineage: Eukaryota; Fungi; Ascomycota; Dothideomycetes; Pleosporales; Didymellaceae
Product: heterokaryon incompatibility protein-domain-containing protein
Exons: 1
Coding region: 442-2661 (739 amino acids)
Source: RefSeq, a predicted model, not a curated record
CAAUUCCAGCCGCUAAUCGGCCAACGUCCUUCAAUCAACCCGAGUCGAUGUCGUAAAGACGCCCGCGAUCUGGGCGCGGUCCCAAGAUCCCGGCUCGCUGAGCUUCCACAUCUACCCCCCUCACAUCGUUCUUCCCGCUCUACGCCUCAAGCGCAGCUCACACUGCGUCCCCGCACAGACAAUGCGUGAGGGGCCCGUUUGUGGCUGUCUGCAAACAUUCAUCAUGCAGCAUGUCUGGGCACCGUAUGUGUGAACGGACCAGGCUUAGGCAUCCGAGAGGACCUGGAUGAUGCCCGCAAUGUAGCUGCAGGCGCAUACGGCCAACUGCUGGGCGGUGGUGAGGGGCAGGGGUGCAACGAGCAGCAUUUCAAAAGCUAUGCUUGCCUCGGUGGAGAGUAUUCCAGACACUUGACGCUGCGACUGUUGUCGAAUGCUUUCCACAUGAAUUACCCUACAACAUACUUACCUCGGCUCGGCCACCUUUCAUUCCUGGAGCUUGACCAGGAAGAACUGGACACCUCAAGCUUGCAAGCAAAGCUCAUUCAACCACCCACACGACAGUACCUGCUCUCGAGACGGAGACCAUGGGCCGCAGCAACAAGAGACGAGAUCGAUGCAGACAUGCUGCUGGCGGACCUCGGUCAGCUGGCCCCAUCGGCGGCUAAAGACUUCAUGCCCAAGGCACAUACCGAGGCCAGUUUUAUCUUCCGAUUGAUCAAUGACGUCGACUACCACGGCGAAGAGAAUGGAUAUGUAGCUAUCAGUUACUGCUGGAAGGGAAUCAAUCGAGACACCCCGAGGAAAGUUGUCGAAGAACUACCAUUCGCAUGGAGUAGGGAAAUCGAACAUUUCCCAUUGCCGACCAGUGGCGCCCUAUUCCAAGCCGUGCUAAAGGAGAAGAACCCGAGCGAAGGGCUGUGGUUCGACCAGGUCUGCAUCAACCGGGAUGAUGACGCAGAGAGGGCCGCCACUAUUGGUGCUAUCGAUAGGAUCUACAGCAACGCGAGAGUCGUUGUUGUGGCCUUGGACGACAUCGUGGCUUCGCCAGCAGAAGAACAAUUCUUACGAUAUUACCUGGAGCAGUACAGCUACUGCGACCUGCCUGCCGGCCAUCAGCCCAAUGUGCGCCAGAACCCACCUUUCAUGUACCACUAUCCUGUGUUCGUCUCCUUUGUUGAGCGUGUCCUUGGUUCAGAAUGGUUCGAGCGGGCCUGGUGCGCAUAUGAGAUGAGGCUGGGCCAGCAGCAUGUGUUUCUCUUGCGCUGUUCCUCUCAGUACGCAAGUGAGGUGCAGACAGUGAUGCGAUUUGCGACACCAUUCCUUCUUCAUAUGCUGGUCCUCGCGAGUGAGCUACCUACAUUCACGACUACACAACAAACGAAGAUGCGGAGGUUGCAGGACGCCCUUAUCGGACACACCAGCAUACAAGCGAAGGAUCUUGCUGUGCGAAGGCCUGAUACUCCACAGUCGCCAACAGCAGAACCUUCCCAACUCGUGCCGACCAUCGUAGAGGUUUUUCAGAUGAAAGCUGGCGGCAAUCCGCAGUUACCAGAGUAUCUGAGAAGGCUCGAUGCCAAUCGAGACAAAACAUGCAUCGCUCUGAGCGCGGGCAAGCUUCCGAUCACUCUGGCACCAGCCAACCCAUACCAACGGCCGAAUAUCGAGGACGAGUGUCUCCGCUCGCUACUCCUCGUUGGACUGGCUGCUCGAGACCCUGUCUGUCUGUGCACGACUGGCACACCACUGCAACUACACGAUGGCUCGGUGUCAUGGCUAUCGAGGCCUACAUCACUAGACACGCAUUUCACCCGCUCGAUACCUCGACGAUUCCCUCGAAGUUCGAAUCCGAUACGGCAGUCUUCUGACGGCAGAGCCGAGUACGCUGAGCUCGAUCUUGUCUUUUUAGAUCUACCACAUCGUUCCAACCCAAAUCCAUUGUUUCCAACACAUGUUGCACGAGCGCAAGUCUUCGUUCAACUCUGCAUUCAAUUUCACAUCCGUGGUCCAGGCAUGUGGGACUUCUGGCAAACUCCCGACCAUCCUCGGAGCGCUUCUAUGCGCAACGUCUUCAUCCAAAUACUCGCUUGCAUCUUCGACUGCGGCCCGCAAUGGCUACUCGAGCUGACCGCCAGCUCUAACUUUUCCCACAUAUCAACGCUCGAUCCCAAUACAAUCGACAUGCUUCUCAACCCCAAUCUGAUCAUUCAAAACUACAUCCUUCUUCCCGAAGGCCAAUCUGCGCUCUCCUCGCUCUUGGCUUGCAUAUCAGGCAUCCUCGUAUCCGGCAUAUCGUGGGCGAGCGGCGCGACGGAAUGUACCCAUGGCCCACUCAUCGUCUCCGCACCGGCGCCAUCGUAUCUAGCCGUCGACCCAUCCUAUGGCGGUAUGGCGAUCGUCUUUGCGCCAUUCGCGCACAGUAAAACACUGCUUGUUGCCGUUCCAGACGCGGUCAAGCCUGCCGAAUACGAAGGCCUGUCGCGAGCUUGGGUGUUGACGAGCAUGAACCCAUUUACUGGAAGUCCAAAGCAGAGCGUAAAUUGGACAUUGCAGAGCAAAGGAGUCGUGUUCGGAGACGGCAACUUCAAUGCCGCGUUGGCGAGGAGCGGAGAGACGAGGUGUCACCGGGUUUACGGGCCGUGUGUGCAGAUGGGAUCUCAAUAGGCAACCAAGCGUGGUGUUUGUUCAUUUCUAGAAGCAGACAAGAUAUUGGUAUCCUCAAAUUUGUCACGAUAGCAGAGUGUACAUAGCCAAAUUGUUCAAUGUUCGUCUUGGCCGUUAUUACC